Oikopleura dioica is the source of this 978-nucleotide messenger RNA. The record is from the annotation of a GenBank genome assembly. NCBI's taxonomy places the organism in Eukaryota, Metazoa, Chordata, Appendicularia, Copelata, Oikopleuridae.
AUGCUUAUAGCGACUGUUUGCCUACUGACAGGGAUUCUAUUCUUCCUCAAGGAUUCAAAACUCAAGAAGCUUCUUCUUCAAGAUAAAGUCGUCGUCAUUACAGGAGGAACACAAGGACUAGGGCUAGCGAUCGCGAAAGAAUGUGUCAAGCGAAAAGCGAAAGUUGUUCUUAUUUCCAGAAGAACUAUCGACCCACUAUCAGAAGAAGGAUUGAAGGACGGCUGUGUGGAGAGUUUGAGCGCCGAUGUGACGAAUCCAUCCGACUUGGAAAAAGCGUUUUCUACAAUCAUCAGCAACAGCGAAUUCGGAAAGAUUGAUGUACUCAUCGCUUCUGCUGGACUCAGCCGCUCAGCGCGAACCGAAGACCUGCCGUUUCAACAGAUUCAAUCGCAAAUUGACGUCAACACUCUAGGUGUGAUGAAUGCUGUCCGAGCUGCACUGCCAAUACUCAAAUCCCAAAACACGAACUCUCGAAUCGCCAUCAUCAGCUCCGUCGCCGGCCAAAUCGGGCUCUGGGGAAUGUCUGCUUAUUGUGCCAGUAAAUUUGCGCUCAGAGGAUUCGCUGAUGCUCUUGGUAUGGAAUUGGAAGGCUCAAACACUGCUGUUACGAUCAUUUAUCCGCCGGACAUGAAUACUCCUGGCUUGGCGACGGAGAAUUUGACCAAACCUGAAGCUAUUUCUGCUCUUGCUGAUGAAGUAGAACCAGAUAGCAUCGUUCCCGGAAUCGUCAAUGCCGUGGAAAACGGACAAACGGACCAUUCAAUCGGAAUCGACGGCUGGUUUGCCACGCGAGUAACUGCUGGACUAGGACCGACGAAUUCGUUUUUGAAUCUUUUCUUUGAAGUCUUUUUCGGCGGAGUGAUGCGGCUCAUCGCCCUCGUGUAUAGAAAAGUCAUCAGAUAUACGAUCAACAAGUGCGAAAGAGAACUGGAAAAGAAGAGCAAAAUUCAUCAACCCGCUGAAAAAACUGACUUCUGA